AUGGCAAUUGGCAAUAAAGCACCCAAGAAGUCAAAUACUAGGCGUAGGCGCAUUACACAAGCGUGCGACUACUGUCAUCAACGCAGCAUUAGAUGCCGGCCAUCAAGCGACAACCAGGGAUGUCAAAACUGCAAAGACUUUGCACAAGAAUGCACCUAUCAUCGAACACCUCGACGACGCGGGACAAAGCCUCGGGGUGAAUCGACAGAUCAUAAGGACUACUCAGAAGACGCUGCGCGCCCGCCGCUUAACGCUGCGAAUGCUGGACUGGCCCAAGAAAGUAGCCCUCCAUCCCAUGAUGUGAGAUGCGUACCGAGGCCGCGAGCCGUCUCUGUUCACGACAAGCAAUGGGAGGCAUCAUAUAUUGCCAGCCAAGCCAGCAUCAUGGACCUAGUUGAGAUCUAUUUCGAGAUCGUUUACCCAAUAUUCCCGUUCUUUCACCAGCCAACGUUCGUUAGAAGAAUCUCUCGAGCCGAGUACACAAGCGAGAAAUCCAUCUUUUCUGUCACGAUGGCUCUUUGUGCCCUGGUCAGUGGUCGCAUACGAGACGGGUCAGUAACGAACCCCAAAUGGGACCUCGAGUCACUACAUAAGAUACGACCAGAAUUGUUCUAUGAUGAGGCCAAGAAACAGCUCCUGGAGCUCGCGACAGAGUCAAACAUACACAUCCUUCGAGCGCACGCAAUUCUUGCCAUUGCAGCUAUUCAAAAUGGAAAGACGCGCGACAUGCACCACCAUCUUGGCUUGUAUCACACACUGGUGGCAAUGGAUGGAUUACAUAAUGAGGCCAAUUGGCCACGCAAUAUUGAUGUCGUGGAACGAGAGGAGAGGAGAAGAUUGUUUUGGUCUAUGUAUACACUCGACAUCUACACGGCAGUGGUUUGGGGUGGCAUCAUUCGAUGUAGCGAGUGCCAAUCUGAAGUAGCCUAUCCAACAGAAGUUGACGAUGACAUGAUCAGCGAUAACGGAAUAACAGCACAGGAUCCAACACCUGGAAACGACAGUCAGUCUUUUGCAGGACGAGAGGAGUGCUGGCUAUCAGGGUGGAAUUUCAUCACAGACCUGUAUCGCGUCCUCGAACAUGCCUUGACGCGGCUCCGAGGCUACAGAAGGCGACAAACCACAAAUUCGUUCUUGGUAGGGAUGUUUGAGGAGGACUUUACUGCUACCAAAGCAUCAGUUCGCGAGAGCGUCCUUCAAAUGUACCUCAACUUGCCGGAUUGCUUCAAAGAAACGCCCCAAAUGGUCUGUAACGUCAAGAAAGAUCGUUUCGGGUUUCAGGCCGCGAAUAUCACUGCCACAUUUCAACUACUGCGCAUUGUCCUCUCCGCUGGUAGUGGGACCAGUAUCGAACAGCGUUGCCAGAUCGCCAGCGAAGUCGUCGAAGCAUUUGUCUCUAUACCGAUUGCUUAUCUGCUGUCUAUCAGCACCCCGCUACUCCACCAUCUUGGGGGCAUUGGAUCAAUUUUAGGUAAUGUGUUGGAAGAGCCGCUCAGCGAGGCCGACUAUACUCGUGUACGGGGAGUAAUGCUCUCAAUGGCGAUGCUGUUAGAGAACCUUGAGGUCAUCCACCACAGCACCAGUGCGAGCGAGAAGCUCCGAUCACAGGUUUCUCGAAUUGAUGAGUACAUGACUAGACAGCGACAGAUUUCCCCAUCAGCCGCGGUCCCGACAGCAUCUGGAGCCAUGAUGGAAGAAUCGGUACUGGACAGCCAAGUAGCCCAAAGCUAUCAGGAGAUCAUACCAGAUGGUGUAUUGGACUGGACGUUUCCAGAAUAUGGAGAUCUUCUUGGGGACCUAACGUGGAACUUCAACUUGAAUUGA
Fusarium fujikuroi IMI 58289 is the source of this 1824-nucleotide messenger RNA. Its product is annotated as related to C6 transcription factor. Gene Ontology annotation, molecular function: zinc ion binding; DNA binding; DNA-binding transcription factor activity, RNA polymerase II-specific. The coding region runs from base 1 to 1824 and encodes 607 amino acids. Gene Ontology annotation, biological process: regulation of DNA-templated transcription; DNA-templated transcription. NCBI's taxonomy places the organism in Eukaryota, Fungi, Ascomycota, Sordariomycetes, Hypocreales, Nectriaceae. The transcript has 2 exons. The record is from RefSeq and is a predicted model, not a curated record.